This is a messenger RNA of Alternaria ethzedia, 2457 nucleotides long. RefSeq lists its product as uncharacterized. The record is from RefSeq and is a predicted model, not a curated record. The coding region runs from base 1 to 2457 and encodes 818 amino acids. Lineage: Eukaryota; Fungi; Ascomycota; Dothideomycetes; Pleosporales; Pleosporaceae. The transcript is spliced from 2 exons.
AUGAGUAGUAUCGAGAAGAUAAAUAUUGAGAGACGCUCAAAGCCGUGCGCACAACCACCGACAGCCGAGCAAAACGAUGAGCAGAUUUCAGGCUUAGUUACUCCACCAGCGGAUGGUAGCUCCAAUGCCUCCUCAUCAGGCUCAUCGUCAAAUGACUCGGAACAUACCGAAUCAGAUUUCGUCUCUGCUCAAGGGGACGACGAAGCAACAGUUGCGCAAAGCCUUAUCACUGAAUCCAACAUGGGGAGCGUUGUUAGCACACCAGUAUCGAGUUCGAAGUCAAACUCUCAGAAUGAGGCAUCGCUGUCUAUCGUCUCACCAGAAAGAGCACAGAAGGCAGCUUCGUCGCAGCUUCCACCGUUGACUCUUCCCCCAGGUGGGUUUGGGGCAUCUGAUAAGUUAUUCGUAUCCGGAAACUACGAUUUCACAUUCACUCAGCCUUUCGAGCCCUCGAAACCAAGCUCGACCACAACGAAUCGUAAAUCUUCUUUGAAAGAACAUACAAAUCCGGACGCCACCAGGUCAGAGUCAUCAGCGCAGGAUGCUGCACCGAAGCUGUCACCACCUCCCUACCCUUCAGCAUCAUCGUCACAUGCUAGGCCUACAAACACACUCGCUGCAUCUAGCGAAUUGGUUCUCCCUAAACCUGCGCAAGAUCAGCCCUCAGCAACUGUCACCGAAGAGAAUAAGCCCCAGAUUCGCCACGCUCCAUUACAGAGCGUUCCGGGCCCGAACUCACGACCGAUUGCAGCUUUACCGACCAGAAGAAAACCAGCAACACUCACAACAUCUGGAAAUACUGCAUCGCAAGCGCCAGCGACGCAGUUGCCGGUCUCCUCAUCCUCUAUAUCCCGCACAUCAGCAAAGGCCCCCACGAUACAAACACCAGCAUCGCAAGUUUCGGCAACUGUACCAAAGCAAUCGGGGCCUGCAUCUUCAUUGCCGUCACAAGCCCUCCCUAAGACAGCAUCUUCAGUCCCAAAUAAUGGUACUGCAGGGAGUAAUCGCCCAGUCUCAGCAUCCGGCCAAGGAGUUCGCAUGGCUCAGUCAUCCCGCUCAUUACCGCUACCCGCGAAAAGUGAUCGACAGGAUUUUGAAUUGGAUCUCAGUCUUAUGGACAGUCUCGUUCCUAACAAGUUCCAAUCCGAUAACGCUGAUGCGACUAUUGAAGGUGUUAUGAGAGAUAUCAAGCACGCGCCGUUGCUAUCGGCCCCUGUGGUCGCUCAGCACGUGAAAGACUUGGUCCCGCAAUUCGGCUUCAUCGGUAAUCACCGGGACGAAGCGGGACAUGCCGUUAAGCUGUUCUACAACACCAAUGUGCCUUUGUCCGCAUUCAUAUGCGGUGUUCAAGGAAGUGGUAAGAGUCAUACUACAGCUUGCUUGCUCGAAAAUGCUUUGAUUCCAUCCAAGAACCUCGGCCGUUUGGAAGCGCCUGCUUCUGCAUUAGUCUUCAGCUAUGGAAGUUGGAGCACUGGCGGAGCAGGUUUCAGCGUCAGUGAAGCUGUGCAUCUGGCUCGUGCGCAGCCCGAAUAUCCUGGCCAAAACGUACGAAGAAUCACUGUGUUGGUUUCCGCACACAAUGGAGCGAUCAGAAGCUGUUACGAGGAUCCCUCUCGUAACAUCCGCGUGAUUCCAUUCAGACUCAACGCCCGGGCUCUCGACAUCACCGGUUUGCGUGCACUGAUGGGUAUUGGAGAUAAGAGCCCCCCACUCUACAUGGGCCAGGUCGAAAUGGUACUCAUGAAAAUGUCAUCCGCGAGCAAAGAUGGACGACUCGACUACAAGUUGUUCACCAAAGAAGUUAAGCGGAUAGAUCUAAACGAUGCACAAUCGCAAGCCUUGAAACAACGUUUAGCGAUGCUUGAGUCCUUCCUCGAUCUGGACGGCAAGGCGGCGGAGCCAGAGUUUCUUCCAGGCGAGAUGAUUAUCAUGGAUCUGUCCGAUGCUUUCAUGUCAUCGAGCACAGCCUGUGUUCUCUUCAAGCUGGGCUUGGACCGCUUUCUGGAAUCUCCUGUCAAGAGUAAGAUGGUAGUGUUGGACGAAGCGCACAAGUACAUGUCCGAUAGUCCAGGAUCCAAAUUUCUCGCAGACAGUCUCGACCACACGAUCCGCUUCCAGCGGCACUUGGGUACCCGUAUGAUCAUUUCUACUCAAGAACCGACCGCGUCCACAGAUCUUAUUGCGCUUUGCAACAUGACCGUCAUUCAUCGCUUUACGAGCCCUACCUGGUAUGCCGCACUCAAGAGACAUGUCAGCGCCCUUGACAGCAACGACGACAAGGCUCUCAUGCAGCGGAUCGAGGGAUUGGAAACCGGAGAAGCGCUUGUGUACUGUCCGAGCACUGUACUCGCGAAGAAUGACGACGGAAGUUUAGAAAAGGCUACGGGCCAACUGCUUAAGAUCAACAUUCGGAAAAGGAUAACGGAAGACGGUGGCGAGUCGAUCAUGGCCGUGUGA